AUGCUCUUCAAGCAAUGCAUCCUCGCCAGUCUUGCGACGGCCAGUCUCGUAAUCAGCGCGGCUGUUGCGGCCACCCUGCUGCCCAGGUACUCGCAGCCUAUAUUCUACGCUCUCGAGUGCCCCAACGCACAGACGGGAAAAUACCAAAUGUGCUGCUACGAGCUAGGCGCCAAGUCGCCCCACGGCUGCCGUGUCUACAGGUCCAAAUCUUCAAAGAACCCAUGCAAGUAUCCCGAGGGCAAACUGUGCCAUCCUUCCCAAUCUCUCGAAUCUCCCCACAGUACCACCGCCGAGCUCGUCCCCCAGGUAUGCGGCCUAGACGAGGGCAGCGAUGCCGAAUGGCAGAGGGCCAUGGACGGCCCAGACUGCUGCACGACCGAGACCGAGUACGGCACAAUCACGGACGACAACGGUCUCCUCUGCCACGACGUCACGAGGUACGCCGGACCGGGCUGCACGGACACAACGCCCAAAUGCGAGGUCCAAUGCGGGGUGGGCGGAGGCUGUUAG
Acaromyces ingoldii is the source of this 510-nucleotide messenger RNA. RefSeq lists its product as hypothetical. Lineage: Eukaryota; Fungi; Basidiomycota; Exobasidiomycetes; Exobasidiales; Cryptobasidiaceae. The record is from RefSeq and is a predicted model, not a curated record. The transcript is spliced from 2 exons. Bases 1 to 510 code for a protein of 169 amino acids.